This is a messenger RNA of Mycotypha africana, 933 nucleotides long. RefSeq lists its product as uncharacterized. The record is from RefSeq and is a predicted model, not a curated record. The coding region runs from base 1 to 933 and encodes 310 amino acids. The transcript is spliced from 3 exons. NCBI's taxonomy places the organism in Eukaryota, Fungi, Mucoromycota, Mucoromycetes, Mucorales, Mycotyphaceae.
AUGCAGACCAAGUUGAUUGUUUCUCUCGCUGUCAUUGCAGCACUCGCUCAAGCUCAAGUUCCUCCUGCCCCCAACAAUCCUACUACUUCAACGGACGCCGCAGCACUUAGCUCUGCUUAUGCAGCUUACAGCAGCCUCUCCUCGAGAUUCAUGGCUACUCAAACAGCCAGUGGUGCUACUAUUUCCGCUGGCAUCCCACCCACCGGUGGUACACAGCAGCAAACCGGUGCUGCUACUGGUGGUGGUGUAAUUCCUGCUCAACCCACAUCGCAAGUCCAACCUGCUCAGAGCCAGCCGACUCAAGCUCAACCGACUCAAGCUCAACCGACUCAAGCUCAACCGACUCAAAGUCAACCAGGUGCUCAGCAACCCGCCAGUAGUCAGGCUCCAGCUGUUAUCCCAGCUCAACCGAGCAGCAGUCCAGCUCAACCUGUUACGGGAGCUCAACCCAGUAGCAGCCAAGUGCAGCCUACAUCUCAAGUUCAACCUACUACUUCUCAACAGCAAGCUACUGAUGCUUCCACAACAGUAGCAGGAGGAGCCGGUGCUCAACCAACAAACUCUGCUGCUGCUUCACCUGCUCAACCUUCUGCGACAGAACAACAACCUUCUCCUACUACACAACAGCAACCCACUGACGCUUCUAACUCGGCAGCUCAACCAACUGAUACUAACUCUGCUGUCUCCUCUGCUGCUUCUUCUGCCGCAUCUGCUGCUUCGUCUUCUGUCUCCUCCUCUCAGCAGGGUAUCUUUGGUUCCGUACUGAGUCGAAUCACUUCUUCUCCUACGAGCACUACCAAUAACAACAACAACAAUAAUCAAGGAGCGAAUGCCGCUAGUACUUUGACGGGUAAUAUUGAGAAUACGCUGUACAUGCAAGGUUGUGCUUUGGCUGCCAUCUUUGUUAUUAGCUUUGCUGUCAUGCUCGCCUAA